AACAACAAACCUCUUUCUAGAGAGUGAGAGCUCCACCACAACUACAAAACCAUGAUGGAAUUCAAAGAUUAAGACAUAACCAUCACUCUUGCCUACCUCCACUCGUCACCCAGAAUUCGCCGCCAUCCGCCGUUGCUCCGAUGGUUUCCGCCUCUUCUCCUCCACUUCCCAAGGAAGCUCCAUUGGAGGGAGAGUGGGAAGAAGAAGAAGAAGAACAAGGGCCACGACGGGAAGCAAAAUGGUGGUACUCGACGUUUCAUACAGUCACCGCCAUGGUCGGUGCCGGCGUUCUAAGUUUACCUUACGCUAUGGCCUACCUCGGAUGGGGUCCAGGUAUGGCAGUAAUGGUGAUUUCAUGGUGCAUGACGUUACACACAUUUUGGCUGUUGAUCCAACUCCAUGAAUCCACCACCGGAGUUCGUUUCGAUCGAUACAUCGAUCUAGCCAGACAUGCUUUCGGCCCGAAGCUAGGGCCAUGGAUAGUACUCCCACAACAGCUGAUAGUACAAGUCGGAGUGAACAUUGUGUACAUGGUCACCGGCGGAACUUGCCUCCAAAAGUUCAUGGAAAUGGUCUGCGACGACUGCACCCGGCUUAGACAUUCAUACUGGAUCGUCAUCUUCGGCUCCACACAUUUUCUCCUCUCUCAGCUCCCUAAUUUCAACUCCGUCUACGGCGUUUCACUCGCCGCCGCCGUUAUGUCACUAUGUUAUUCGACGAUAGCAUGGGCGGGUUGCCUGAGUAAAGGAAGACAACCAGACGUGAGCUACGAUUACAAGAAAACAAGCGGCGCUGAUUCGAUAUUUCGAGUUUUUAACGCGUUGGGUCAGAUUUCAUUUGCUUAUGCAGGGCAUGCGGUGGCGCUUGAAAUCCAGGCGACGAUACCUUCGACGCCGGGGAAGCCGUCGAAGGUGGCGAUGUGGAAAGGCGCGAUUGGGGCGUAUUUUGUGAACGCCAUUUGUUAUUUUCCGGUGGCGAUUAUUGGGUAUUGGGCGUUUGGUCAAGAUGUUACCGAUAACGUUCUGGUUGCGCUGCAAAAACCGUCGUGGCUCAUCGCCGCUGCUAAUUUGAUGGUAGUCGUUCAUGUUCUCGGCAGUUAUCAGGUAUUUGCAAUGCCAUUAUUUGCUUUAAUAGAAAAAGGAUUAACAAAGAAAUUCAAUGUUCCUUCUGGAGUGGCACUGAGACUUGUUGUUCGUACUUCUUAUGUUGCUUUCACGUUGUUCAUGGCUGUGACGUUUCCUUUCUUCGGCGAUCUUCUUGGAUUUUUCGGUGGAUUUGGCUUUGCUCCGACUUCUUAUUUCCUUCCAAGUAUAAUAUGGCUGAUACUGAAGAAACCCAAGAAGUUCACUACCCAAUGGAUAGUUAAUUGGGUGGGAAUAUUCAUCGGAGUGUUCAUAAUGCUAGCGUCAACCAUCGGUGGAUUCAGGAAUAUAAUUGCCGACUCUGCUUCUUACAAGUUUUAUCAGUAAAAAUUAAUUUAGUACUUUGAAGUAAUGUAUUUGUAUAAUGGUAGCAUGAUGAAUGAUGAUGUAUCUUUUCUUAUUGAUUCAAAAGUAACAACAUAUACAAAUUAUAUAGACAAAA
This is a messenger RNA of Lactuca sativa (garden lettuce), 1584 nucleotides long. Its product is annotated as Transmembrane amino acid transporter family protein. NCBI's taxonomy places the organism in Eukaryota, Viridiplantae, Streptophyta, Magnoliopsida, Asterales, Asteraceae. The record is from RefSeq and is a predicted model, not a curated record.